Messenger RNA from Chaetomium globosum CBS 148.51, 390 nucleotides. RefSeq lists its product as uncharacterized. The record is from RefSeq and is a predicted model, not a curated record. The coding region runs from base 1 to 390 and encodes 129 amino acids. The transcript is spliced from 2 exons. Lineage: Eukaryota; Fungi; Ascomycota; Sordariomycetes; Sordariales; Chaetomiaceae.
AUGUCGUCGCAGACGCAGAAGAAUGUGUUGCUGAUGCUCCGCCAGGCGCGGGCAAAGCCCCGGAACGCCAACAUCACGAAGACCUGCGGCCCGCCAGCUCCGGUUACCUCGGUGGCCGCCCUGCCCAUGUUGUAUGAGUUGGAGCAUGGCCCGCCUCCGGCAGCCGCGCCCGCCCCAACCGCGACCCUGCCCGUUAGGACUGCUGCCACAAAAACGAGUGCCACGACUACCACAAAACCUACUGCCACAAAGGCCAACGCCAGCAACACGAACACUAGCACCACGAGGGCUAAUGCCACCACUAAUACCACGAAGGCUAGUGUCACGAAGACCGGUGCCACGAAGACCACUGGUACUGGUAAUGGUACAAAAACCAACGGCACGAGAUAA